This is a messenger RNA of Danio aesculapii, 1790 nucleotides long. It is a transcript of the gene aff1, whose product is annotated as AF4/FMR2 family, member 1. Gene Ontology annotation, cellular component: nucleus; super elongation complex. The transcript is spliced from 14 exons. Lineage: Eukaryota; Metazoa; Chordata; Actinopteri; Cypriniformes; Danionidae. The coding region runs from base 666 to 1511 and encodes 281 amino acids. Gene Ontology annotation, biological process: regulation of gene expression. The record is from RefSeq and is a predicted model, not a curated record.
CACGCGGACACACAGCGCUCAAAGCUCUCGAGCUGUCCGGCAGGGUUGAGCUGGAGCUGCGAGGAGCCUCCAGCUGCUCCAGUGACUCUGACAGUAGUUCAGACUAUGAGAAGAGCAGCAGCCCAGAGCGACCGCUGUCUCCUGAGGACACACACACACAGAAGGGAAGUAAUUUGCCGUUGGGCAGCUGGUAUGGAGCAAGGGAGCACCAGCGGAGCCCUGGGAGCCCGCGUGAUGUCAUUGUUUCCCAUGAUGCCUCUGCUCAGCCGGCCGACAGCAGCACACACACCGAUAGCAGAUGCACUUUAGUGUGUGAGACUCUGCUGACGGAGAGAACACACACUGCAGAUGCGUCCACACACACACACAAACACAGGAGAAGGGAGUCCUGUCAGGCAGAGCAGAAGAAGCCCACCACAGGCGGACACCGCAGCAAACACUCCGGUGGGAAAGCUCCGCGCCGGCCGCUGCUGGUGAAGAUCCAGCUCAAACUGCUCUCCAGAGUUCCUCGAGAGCCUGACGGAGAACUGCGCAGAACUUGCAGAGCCUCUGCACACAAGAGAUCCGCAGAGACUGAUGAAAAGUCUUCCAAGAAGAAACAGAAACUGGACAAAGAGGGAAAACGGUCUUCCUCAGUUCAGCACAGCCAAUCAGACACCGGCCAGAUGAAGAAGCGCUCACGGCACACCUCAGGGCUCUGUCCUCGGCCCGCAGCCGCUCCACCCCGCCCACAGGAAGGACCAGAUGCUCAUGGGAAGAAACCCGGCAAGAGCUGCAGAGAGCUGGAAGAGACUGAGAACACUGAAGCACUGCUGCUGGAGCACAGGCAGCACUCUGUGGAGGAUCACCUGAAGGAAGCCAAGAAGCUGAAGCACAAAGCGGAUGCCACGGUGGAGAAAUCCGCCAAGGCUCUGCUGUACCUGGAGGCGGCGCUGGCCUUCGUGCAGAGUGGAGUCGCCAUGCAGGAGGAGCCGCACACACACACGCGGUCAUCAUACACCAUGCUCUCCGAGACCCUGGAGCUCAUCAGGUUCAUCCUCAAACUGAAGAACUAUGCAGACUCUUCCUCUGAGCGUGAGCGGGAUUUCUUCAUCCUGUGUCUGCGCUGUCAGGCUCUGCUGCAGAUGACCAUGUUCCGCUACAGACGGCAGGUGGCGCUCAGAUACUCGCGGACACUCGCGGAGCAUUUUCAGAGUUCGUCCUGCUCUGCGUCCCCCAGUGUGUCCAGUCACAGGAGUGGUGUUGUCUCCCCUGUGGACGUGGGCGUGCCACUCAUCAUUCCUCCGCCGGUGCAGCAGAUGGCGCUGGCGUACGUCAACAUCACAGCGCUUGUCCUGAACGCUCACGACACCUGGGAGCAGGCGGAGCAGCUGGCACACACCGGCAGCGGUCUGCUGCAGGAUCUGGAUGCGGCUGUCGGGCCUCUGAGUCUGAGCUCCUCCAUCAGUGCACUGCUGCAGUACACACACCUCGGCCUGCAGCGCCUCAGACUGCACACACACAAACACUGAGGAGCAGCUUAGACUGCACACACACACACACACACCUUCACCUGCAGCAGCUCAGACUGCGUGCACACACACACACACUCUGAUGAGGAGCUGAAGAUGAGCUUCUGCAACGCUGAGACACCCUACACUUCCAGAGCAGAGAGCCCUGUGCGUGUGUGCGUGUGUGUGUGUGUGUGUGUGUGUGUGUGUGACACCUUAACCCUAAACACAGACAAACACACACAAUUAUGUACACAGUUGCACUUACUCUCUCUCUCACACACACACACACACACACAC